CGUCGGAUGCCGCCGCGGCGCGCUCUGCAGACUCCGGGUCGCCGCUCCGCCGGGACGCGUUGGUCCGGGGCGCGGGGUUCUUGGCUGCGGCGCUCACACUCAUGAGGAGCCGGAAGCUCACAGGUGCAGUGCGGUCUUCGGCGCGCUUGAAAGCACGAAGUUGUUCGGCAGCCGGGUUGGCCUCUGCCCAGGAAGCCGCUGGUUCCACGUCUGCCAAGACAGCAUGUCUGACUUCCUCAUCCCACAAAGCCACAGACAGGCGAACGUCCAAGAAGUUCAAAUGUGACAAAGGUCAUCUUGUGAAGUCAGAAUUACAGAAGCUUGUCCCUAAGAAUGACAGCGCUUCUUUGCCAAAAGUGACACCUGAGGCCCCUUGUAAAAAUGAGUUUGCUGAAAGCAGUGCCUUGCUUCCAGGCAGCGAGGCUGGCGUUUCUGUGCAGCGGGGGGCUGCAAGUCUUCCCCUCGGUGGCUGCCGAGUUGUGAGUGACUCUCGCUUAGCAAAGGCUAAAGACGGCCUGUCCGUGCCGAAGCACAGUGCUGGGUCAGGAGCAGAAGAAUCCAAUAGCAGCUCCACUGUGCAGAAGCAGAACGAGCCAGGGCGAGAGACAGAGGACGUGCAGAAGCCACCACUUCAGAUGGACAACAGUAUCUUUCUGGAUGACGACAGCAAUCAGCCAAUGCCCGUGAGCCGGUUCUUUGGAAACGUUGAGCUCAUGCAGGACCUCCCACCUGCGUCUUCAUCGUGUCCUUCAAUGAGCAGACGAGAGUUCAGAAAAAUGCAUUUCAGAGCCAAAGAUGAUGAUGAUGAUGAUGAUGAUGAUGAUGAUGAUGAUGCAGAAAUGUAGAGGCCAUACAAAAUGAUGUCCUUGCCCUAUUUCAUACCAUUAACAAUGUGACAGUUUAGCACAUUACAAGGUUUAUAUAAAAUGUAUCUCCAAGAGAAUGUCCUUAUCACACUUCAGAACUGACCCAUCAAAGUCAAUAGUGCAAAGCACUGAAUACCUGUGGACGAUACACUCAUGGGAACUCAAAGUCAGACAGUCUUUGAGGUUGCAAAGCUGCUGUACUGUGCCAAUGUACUUUCUUUUUUUUUUUUUUUUUUUUUUCUUGCAGACAGAGUUUCUUUCUUGUCGCCCAGGCUGGAAUGCAAUGGCGCCAUCUCGGCUCACUGCAACCUCCACCUCGCGGGUUUAAGUGAUUCUCUUGCCUCAGCCUCCUGAGUAGCUGAGAUUACAGGCGUGCGCCACCAUGCCCAGCUAGUUUUUGUAUUAUUAGUAGACACAGGGGUUUCACCAUGUUGGCCAGGCUGGUCUCAAACUGCUGACCUCAGGUGAUCCGCCUGCCUCAGCCUCCCAAAGUGCUGGGAUGACAGGUGUAAGCCACCAUGCCCGGCCAGUGUCCUUGUACACAUACAUACAUGGUGAUGGCUUGAGUCAGCUGCAGGGCAGUGGGCUCAGUGAGAGGGAUUUUUGUAAAGACAGCUCUUCACUUCAGCUCAGUAGCUUUGGUCAUAGGCAAGUUUGUUUUCCAUUAUCAUAAUUUGAUCAUACUUGUGAUGAAUUCAAUGCUAGUUCUUAAAGAACUCUUAUUUCUGUAUGCAGAGCUAACGUUUACUUUGGAAAUUUUGCAAAAUACACGUAAGAAAGAAAUAAAAUAUAUUUUGAAAAUA
This is a messenger RNA of Mandrillus leucophaeus (drill), 1669 nucleotides long. It is a transcript of the gene CUNH1orf174, whose product is annotated as chromosome unknown open reading frame, human C1orf174. The transcript has 4 exons. NCBI's taxonomy places the organism in Eukaryota, Metazoa, Chordata, Mammalia, Primates, Cercopithecidae. The coding region runs from base 102 to 845 and encodes 247 amino acids. The record is from RefSeq and is a predicted model, not a curated record.